CUUCAAAAUCAACGUCCGGGGUGCAGCGCUGGCCGAGGACGGGGUGGUUGAGCCAUCCGGGUGAUGGUGAUGAUGCCUUGGCAGCCGCUGAAACAAACGUGCUGUUUCUGUGCAGUCUUAAAGCCCGAGGAUGGAUGUGUCGGUGCACGUACUCGUAAUCCCUGAGAAUGCACGGCUAAUGCAAGUUGUAGAAACUUCUGAAGGGAACACCACAACGAUCGAAGGCAAAAUUAUAGACAAUGUGGAAAUCCCAAGCCCUCCAAAUCCUUCUGGUAACUGUCCUAUUUGUCGCUGGAACUUGAAACACAAGUACGAUUAUAUGGACGUCUUACUGCUAAGUCAGUUCAUAAACUCUAAAGGAGGGAUGAUAUCUCGUAAGAUCACGGGGCUUUGUAACGAAGAGCAUGAAAAGAUUUCAGUGUGCGUGCAAAUGGCUCACCGAGCAGGUUUGCUGCCAGAUCAUAAACCUAAACUUCCUGAAGGUUUUGUUCGCAAACCUAAGCUAAUCCUCAACAGGUACUAUACCAGAUAUCCUAUUGACUCUGUGAGACCCAUUUACAAUAAGGGGAGAAAAUGGUGCAAAGUUCCUAUGCCUAUAUCUCAUCCAAUACUUAAAGAUAAUAUUACUUAUGGAUCAAAGCCCCUUCGUUUUAACCACUGAAGGAGAGUGCAGCUUGAGUUGACAGUAGAUGACGAUCAUUCAAAUCCUGUGUGCAUCAUAGAUGUUUUGUAGAGUCUGGAAGAAACAAAAUGGUUGCAGUUGGUGAUGUUGUUUUGCUGGAGCCUGGGAAGACUAGUUGAACAACCAAAUUGUCAUCUCUAUGGAGGCAUAUCACAUUUUUGUGUAUAUUCCAAUUAAACUCUUGUGAUGAA
This is a messenger RNA of Pantherophis guttatus, 873 nucleotides long. It is a transcript of the gene MRPS18A, whose product is annotated as mitochondrial ribosomal protein S18A. Gene Ontology annotation, biological process: mitochondrial translation. The record is from RefSeq and is a predicted model, not a curated record. NCBI's taxonomy places the organism in Eukaryota, Metazoa, Chordata, Lepidosauria, Squamata, Colubridae. Gene Ontology annotation, cellular component: ribosome; mitochondrial small ribosomal subunit. Gene Ontology annotation, molecular function: small ribosomal subunit rRNA binding; structural constituent of ribosome.